AUGGUGCCACCAUGGCACGCGCCGAUGUCAGACAGUAGCAGUACGCUGGAGUCCACUGCCGAGACGAUACUUCCCCACGAGAUUCUAGGCCCCAGACGGCCGCACAGCAUCUGCUUUUGCAGUGACCGCCUUAUCACGCCUAUGAACAGCGAACAAAAUGCCUUCCAACAAGGGGCUACUAGGGGCUUGGAGAAGAGCCUAGAACAAAUGUGGCUCAAGUCCUCGACUUCGAGGAUGGUACAGCAGUACGGCGGAGCGGGUGGCGAAAGCGUUGGUCAGGGGAUCCCCAUCCAAGUACCCAAGCCAACCCGGACCUUGGAGGGACCAUCCCGUCUGCAUGGGAACUGA
Molecule: messenger RNA, 348 nt
Organism: Cryphonectria parasitica EP155
Lineage: Eukaryota; Fungi; Ascomycota; Sordariomycetes; Diaporthales; Cryphonectriaceae
Exons: 3
Coding region: 1-348 (115 amino acids)
Source: RefSeq, a predicted model, not a curated record